Vicia villosa (hairy vetch) is the source of this 1412-nucleotide messenger RNA. RefSeq lists its product as uncharacterized. Bases 179 to 1084 code for a protein of 301 amino acids. The transcript has 2 exons. NCBI's taxonomy places the organism in Eukaryota, Viridiplantae, Streptophyta, Magnoliopsida, Fabales, Fabaceae. The record is from RefSeq and is a predicted model, not a curated record.
GUGCUAUCAUGUUAUCUCAACUGCCAAAUUAAACACCUUAAUUACAAUAACAUUUUCUUCUCAUUCUCAACAUUUCUAUCUUCUUUUUCAUUUCGGCGCGAAGCCGACUUAUUAUCUUCAUUUUAUUUCGAGUACCUCAUUGCAGACAAAUAAAUAAAAAAUUAUUUAGUUGUCUGCAAUGGGAAAUGGAACUUCAAGGGUAAAUUCAACCCCAGAACAAGGAGAAUCAAUACCAGCCAAAGUCCGUUCUACAAUUGUCGGGCGAUUUGAAGAUUUUAGAAAGCAAAGGAAUGCUGAAUCAACCCUCUCGAAGAAAAAAUUAUUGAAAAAUGGCGAAGAAGAGGAUGGUGGCAGCAGUGUUUCUCGGUCUUCUUCUAACGAAACUAAUGAAACCAAGGAUGGUAAGGUUUCGGUUUCGACAAAAGAGGAAACAACGGUGCCACUAACGACCACGGAAAAUAUUUCUAGAGUUGUUCCCGUGGAAGACAUCGAAUGCAAAACUAUAGAAGAGAAGGUUAACAUUAAGAAUGAGAUUCAUGUAAGCAAAGAUAAAGAGAUUCAUGCCAAUGUGAAAGAUGAGGAAGAGAACAAAAUAAAGGAGGAAAGAAUCAAAAGGCUAGUGGAAGAGGUAGAGAAAGAACAAGAACAAGAAGCAAGUGCAAAAUGUGAAAAGAGUGAUGAUAAUGAUCAUGAGGAAGAUGAUGAUGAUGAAGAAAGUGACCUUGGAAGAUUUCUAUGUCCUGGAUCACCGAGUUUCAAAAUUUAUUGCAUUGAAGCCGAUGAAAGAAAAACACAAGAGGAAGAAAAAGACAAAGAAGAAGAAGAAAAAUUUAAGAAUCCAACGCUCCAAAAAUCGCGCAGUGAUAACUGUUUAGAAAGCUCUUCGUCAAAGAACACAAGAAUCUCAAACGAGGUAAGUCAGAUAGUUGAAGAUGUACCAAGUACAAAGAGAAAAGGGCAUAUGAUGAGGAGAUUUGGGGCAGUAAGAACUCUGCUAAAGGUUAAGUCAUGCUACCACCCAAUCUGUACCUGUACAGGAGAUGACAGAAGAAGCAAUCUUGUUUCUGCAAAAGCAACAAAUUGAUUAUAUAUACAUCAUAUUGUUACUAGGUGUUAGAAUGGAGACAUGCUAUAAUUAUUUUGAUUUUUGUUUUUUUUUAUUGGCUUGUUUACUCGAUUGAAUUCCUGUUGAAUCGUCAUCUUCUGAUGAGAUCAAUCAGAAAUAGACAAUAACAUGGCUCUAGCUUUGAUGUAAUUAUUAUUACACAUUUUUAUGUAAAGUUAGUACAUUUGGCAUAGAAGUGUUUGUUGUGUAUAAUGUACAAUGGGAAUGAUUACAUUUGUGUAUUUAGAGGUUGAAGUUUGCAAGAAAAAUUAUGUAAAAACUACUUUCUUCUCAUUUUUAAUAUUCA